This is a messenger RNA of Egretta garzetta (little egret), 2040 nucleotides long. RefSeq names its product bone morphogenetic protein receptor type 1A (gene BMPR1A). The transcript has 12 exons. Gene Ontology annotation, molecular function: SMAD binding; transforming growth factor beta receptor activity, type I; ATP binding. Gene Ontology annotation, cellular component: plasma membrane; signaling receptor complex. The record is from RefSeq and is a predicted model, not a curated record. Gene Ontology annotation, biological process: cellular response to growth factor stimulus; BMP signaling pathway; dorsal/ventral pattern formation. Lineage: Eukaryota; Metazoa; Chordata; Aves; Pelecaniformes; Ardeidae. Bases 211 to 1812 code for a protein of 533 amino acids.
GUACAGAUGAAAACAGUCUGGAGGAAGCUUGAAGUACAAUACAGUUCCAUUCAGUUUCCUCAUUCUGAGGAAACAAAGUUGGAAAAGUUACAAAAUCAUCUUUUUAGUCAAGCACCAAACCUUGUAUUAGGCUUCACAGAGCAGACUAAGCUUAACCUCUGCCAAGCAGAAGGGCCAGCUGCUUUGCACAGGAAGGAUUAAAAGCGAACAAUGACUCGACAGAGAGUGUAUGAGCGAUUGCUUGGAGCCUACCUGCUUAUCAUUCUCCACGUUCAAGGUCAAAAUCCAGACAGCAUGCUUCAUGGCACAGGAAUGAAGACAAAUCCUGACCAAAAGAAACAAGCGAAUGGAGUAACACUCGCUCCAGAGGACACCUUACCUUUUCUUAAGUGCUACUGCUCAGGACAUUGUCCAGAUGAUGCUAUUAAUAACACAUGCAUAACUAAUGGGCAUUGCUUUGCUAUCAUUGAGGAAGAUGAACACGGAGAACCCACGCUUGCUUCUGGCUGCAUGAAGUAUGAAGGUUCAGACUUCCAGUGCAAGGACUCGCCUAAAGCACAAUUACGUCGAACAAUCGAGUGCUGUCGGACUGAUUUCUGCAAUCAGGAUUUACAACCAACUUUACCACCACUUGAUAGUACAGAUGGACUUUUUGAUGGCAGCAUUCGUUGGAUGGCAGUGUUGAUUUCUAUGGCAGUCUGCAUAAUUGUCAUGAUCAUCUUAUUUAGCUGCUUUUGUUACAAGCAUUACUGUAAGUCGAUGGCAAAGAGGCACUGUUAUAAUCGUGACCUGGAACAAGAUGAAGCAUUUAUUCCAGCUGGGGAGUCAUUGAAAGACCUUAUUGAUCAGUCGCAGAGUUCUGGGAGUGGAUCAGGACUACCGUUGUUGGUUCAGCGCACUAUUGCCAAACAAAUUCAGAUGGUGAGGCAAGUUGGAAAAGGACGGUACGGCGAAGUGUGGAUGGGCAAAUGGAGGGGUGAAAAAGUUGCAGUGAAAGUGUUUUUCACCACAGAAGAAGCCAGUUGGUUCCGAGAAACAGAGAUUUACCAAACUGUUUUAAUGCGUCAUGAAAACAUCCUUGGUUUCAUAGCUGCAGAUAUUAAAGGCACUGGCUCCUGGACACAGCUUUACUUGAUUACAGAUUAUCAUGAAAAUGGAUCAUUGUAUGACUUUCUGAAAUGCACUACGCUGGACAACAGGGCUCUCCUCAAGCUGGCGUAUUCUGCUGCAUGUGGCCUGUGCCAUCUACACACAGAAAUUUAUGGGACACAAGGCAAGCCUGCUAUUGCACACAGGGACCUGAAGAGUAAAAACAUCUUGAUAAAGAAAAAUGGAACCUGCUGCAUUGCUGACUUGGGUCUUGCAGUCAAGUUUAACAGUGACACAAACGAAGUUGAUGUUCCCUUGAAUACUAGAGUGGGAACAAAACGUUACAUGGCUCCAGAGGUCCUAGAUGAAAGCCUGAAUAAAAACCAUUUCCAACCAUACAUCAUGGCUGACAUCUACAGUUUUGGGCUGAUCAUUUGGGAAAUGGCUCGGCGCUGCGUCACAGGAGGUAUUGUUGAAGAGUAUCAGUUGCCAUAUUACGACAUGGUGCCAAAUGAUCCGUCCUAUGAGGACAUGAGAGAAGUGGUGUGUGUCAAACGCCUACGCCCAGUAGUAUCGAAUAGAUGGAAUAGUGAUGAAUGUUUAAGAGCAAUAUUGAAAUUAAUGUCUGAAUGCUGGGCUCAUAAUCCUGCCUCAAGGCUCACUGCCUUGAGGAUCAAGAAGACACUUGCCAAGAUGGUGGAAUCACAAGAUGUAAAGAUUUGACAUCGUUAAAUUGACAUUGGAGAGCAAAGCUGGACUCCUAGAUCUUUUCACUCAAACAUGGGUGAGACGUAUGUGGAAAGAGGAAAUAACUGAGAUUCAGUAUAUUUUCCUCAGCACACUUCUACAGGCUGCUAAUCAAAGCUUUCAGUACUUCACAGACUGGGAUACUGAGAGCCCCUAUACACUACAUGCUACGUAUAUGGACAGCCUUGAUGACAUACACGUUUU